GGCAAACGAUUUCGAAAUACUGAAGAAUUUAAUUGAGGAUGGAAAUAAUAAAGCCAACGAAAUGCAUAAUGAGAUCGUGGGUUUAAAAUCGGAGAACGAAAAGUUGAUGUCAGAACUGAAAGACAUGAAAACGUCGAUGAAAGCAAAUAUAAUGGACUCCAAUUGCAAGUUGAGUGAGAAGGUCGAAUCUUUGAGCACGUGUGCUUGUGGUGAGAACCCAAGAUGUCAUGCAGGUGGAGACAUCGAAUUUGAAGCUGACAAAUAUGAUAAGAGAAUAUGGUGGACAAAGCGUAUAACAGAGAACUACUACACGGCAGGAAGAUUGUCAAGCAGAAUGAUCAAAUAUGCUCAUGAGGCUGGCUUCAAAUCAAUCAUAGCAGUUGUGAAUUUUACAACAGCAGUUCAGAGGGGCGAUGAGUAUUUCCCGACGAC
Molecule: messenger RNA, 432 nt
Organism: Owenia fusiformis
Lineage: Eukaryota; Metazoa; Annelida; Polychaeta; Sabellida; Oweniidae
Source: the annotation of a GenBank genome assembly